Molecule: messenger RNA, 5072 nt
Organism: Colias croceus (clouded yellow)
Lineage: Eukaryota; Metazoa; Arthropoda; Insecta; Lepidoptera; Pieridae
Exons: 20
Coding region: 1002-4973 (1323 amino acids)
Source: RefSeq, a predicted model, not a curated record
CCUUUUGGUCUACGCUUUUGGUAGAUUUGAGCAAUCAAUAUCUUGUAUUCUGAUUUCGGUUGGUCGUCGUUUAGAAUCACACGAAGAUCGUAAAUAUAUUGGAUUAUUAUUUGUAACAAGUAUGUCCAUAAAUUAACCUGGCCUACGAAUGUAUCGAACAUUAUAGGAAACUAGCAACAGUAAAUUUAAGGUUAGUUACAUCUACGUAUUAUGAAUAUUGAAACCAUAUUAAACCCAAAAUGAUUGUUAUCUUUUGUCAAAAAUAGAAUAAGUCUACGUAUAUAACCAAAUUUUAUGUAAUUGACGAUGAUUUAAAAAGGAUUGGCGUUUCUUUUUUGACAAUCGAUGCCGUUUGCCUUUGACAUGAAUUCAUACCUAGGUAUUUAAAUUAUCAAUGUUUUUGUUUGUUUUGACAUAGUAUUGUUUAAAACCAAAUACAUUUCAGUGAUUUAAAGUGCCUUUAUAAUUUUGGGUAAGUAAAGAUUUACAUAACACAUUUAUAAUUUAUUAGAUCAGAAUGGAAUCUGAAGUUUUUGGACUGUUACAAUGCAUAUUUGAGGUACCUAAAUAACAAGAAAUCAUAUUUUAUCGUAUAACAUUAAAAGUUGAUGCUUAAUUGGUUGUACUUGAAUAAUUUUAAAUACUUUCACUUAUUUUAUAAUUCACAAAUAUACAGAAGAUAUAAUGUCACAAUUUAAAAAAUUAUAUUGUUUACAAAAAGGGUUCAUCCUUAUUUAUGACGAAUGUUAUAUUACUAAAAACCACCCUCAAUAGUGAAGUAUGGAAAUUGCACGUAAGUAUGCAGCUACUGUGUAAGUAUCAUUUUGAACACUUCUAUUUCAAAAGUUUUUAUAGUUUAAGCGUGGAGCCUGUUACCUUUAUUUAUUAUUAUUAUUUGUUUCAUUCCAGUUGUGUGUAAGGAACAGUGAAGAUUUUUUUUAAGUAGUGAAAAAUUGUUUAUGACCGUCCUGAGGUCAUAAACUAAAGUGUAGUGAAUCAAGAUGGAGCUCCCAGACUGCCCUCCUGGUGCAGAGGGAUAUCAAGAUUCUGUAACUGAAGUACCCAAGAAACCAGACGUAGAAACAUGCACUAAGGCUGAGCAGGAGUUUCUGGAACAUCUGAACAGUUUGAAGAUCAAGGUUGACGAUGACACGGUACGGUGCAUGGUGGAGCGACGCGGGCGCGACAUCUCGGGGAAAUGGAUCUACUUGUGCUUCCCUUGCGCAGCUGUAUGCAGCGGAGAGAGCGUCUUACAGACACAUAUAUCGGGGAAAAAGCACAAAACAAGGCUAGCAACUAGAAAUAUUUGGCCGCAAGCAAUAUUCAAAGAACAUCCCUACCUUCUCAAUGAAAGGGGAGCGAAUACUAAACCUGGAGCCAUGUCGAAUGUGCUCAAAAAAAUGGCUGAAGAAGUGAAUUUCCACAAUGCUACAACAAUUGAGGAAAAGUAUAACUACUAUAAGACUUUGCCAUGUCACAUUCAAGACAUUUUAAAUGAAACAAAAGCGGCUCUGUUAGGCAUCGAGUAUCUAGUGGAGCACCCUCCAGAGGAAUCUCAUCACGAGCCCUCGUACGUGUGCACUCUGUGCAAUAAGCAUGGACAUCCCAGAACUAUCGUCAAUCAUCUCACCUGUUUUUGGCAUCGUCAUACGUAUCUUGCGCACCACUUCCCGAAAGCGACGAACCUGCUGCAGCCGUACCGGCGCACGCACCGCGCGGGCUUCGCCAUGACGCUCAACCGCCUCGCGCACUGCAUCGAGCACAAGUACGGACGCAUGAAGCCCGUGCACUGGCAGAAGGAGGAGUUCGACAAGAACAAAGACCAAAUACUAAAAUUGAUAUUCAAAGGCAAACAUUAUGCCGAGGUCGAGGACUGUACCUUUGAAGAAGUCGUUGACGUCGAUUUACUAAAAUCACUUGAUGCAGGUCAUGGACAACCAGGUACUGAAGAGCCAUCGCCGCCGCGUGUUGCUGCGCCUACAAAACCACAAUUUAAGCCUAAUGAAGCGGGUCGAAAGCGUGAGAAUGUGUCAGUGGAUUCCCUGUCAGACCUCAGCGAAGAGGACGAAGCGGCGAAAUUCGGGCGGUACAACAAAGCCAAUAAUAGGCCGGGACAUCGUUUCUCUCCUUAUGGACGUCCAGAUGCUCCAGUACCGGUUAAAAACCGUAAACCUGAGCCCAAUGCAAACAAUGCACGAAAUGAAAGGCGGAGCCGUACCGGAAAUUACGAAUUCAAAGUGAAGAAAGCUAAGGAGCAGCGUGUCGCAGCGGAGGCUACUGCUAAGAAAAUGCUCGCCUACCACGAGAAGAAUCCUGAGAAGCAUCCUCUUUACCCGGAGGAGUGGAAGAAGUUCUGGAAUCGACGCUAUAAGGAGUUGCAAGCAGAUGGAAAAGACCCAUCGAAGCACGAUUUCAAACCGGAGUGGAUAACGUUCUGGACGGCGCGUAUGAAGGAGCUGCACGAAGAGGAGCUACGCAUCACUAUACACGAGAUAUACCGCAAGUUCAGCUUACCGGCUCCCGAAGAUAUCGAACCGACUCCAGCGAAAGAAGAACCGCGAGUGGUGGAAAAGAGAAAGUCACCAAGGCGUAUAUCUCCAUACAAGCGCUUUGAAAGACGCAGAACGCCAGAACGACGUAGGACUCCAGAACGUAGAAGGACUCCGGAGAGGCGUAGAUCGCUAGAACGCAGACGUACGCCUGAUAGACGCAGCCUGAGGCGUACGCCUGAUCGACGACUUAGGUCGCCAGAUCGCAGGUAUAGAUGGAUAAAGGAUCGCCACUCACCACCGCGAAGACGCUCACCAGUGAGGACUCUCAAAACUCGAUCUAGAAGUCCAGUGCACAAAAAUAGCAGUCCGGUCCGCACUCGUGCGAGCCCGCUGUCGGCGCGCGACCGGCGGCGCAGUCCGGGCGCGCGCAACCCGAGCCCGCACCCGCCGCCCUCCAUGCAGACCGUGCUCAUAUCCGACGAUGAGCUCAAACCCGAAGGCAACAUGUCGCCAUGGGAUUCAGACGACUCGUUCGGCUCGUUACCAGACAUGCCCGAACUUCGCUCACGUUCUCGCACUGGCAGUCUCGCUUCACACGCAUCUCGCUUACGUAGACAUGAACCCUCCCGACCGGAAUUUAUUCCAGACCAUAAGGAAUCUAUGAACGAUUUUGGUGGGGCUCCAGAUAAUAUUGUGGCCACGCUUCGGCAGCUGGUGGCGUUAGAGGAUCAUUUGGGCAGCCUCGGACCAAAGGUUGUUGAUCUGCUGGCGGAGGCGAUACGGAUGGAGAAGGAGAAGCCUAACUCCUCGGAGCAGCUACUGGAGCGCGAAACGGCGUUGGUGCUGAUCGAGACGGCGAAGGAGAAGCUGAAGGGCGCGCUGCAAGCCGGUCUCGUCACGGGCGGGGCUGCGGCGGCUGCCCGCACUGCGGUCGUGCGUGCCGCUGCCACGCUGCACGAGGCGGACACGCGCGCUAAGAAGAGUAGUAAGGAAGCGAAAGCGAGCGCUGCUAGUGGCAGCAACAAGAAGGACGGCGUGCCCGUAGCGGGCGUGGGCGAAGUGGACCGGGAAGAGAUCGCGCAGCAGAUGGCCGCCGCGCUCAUCGCGCAGGGCAAGACCGACGUGUCGUCUGAGGAGCUCGCGCAGCUUGUGGACGCUGUGGUUGGAAUGGCGGAAGCUAAAAAGAGGGAAGCGAAACUCAAAGAGCAGGCUCGAGCUAUAGAAUCGAAACCUGCGCCGACUGAACCGAGUGCGAGCGCGUCAAGUGCGGCCUCGGCGUUGCAGUUGUUACAGUCUGCUUACGAUGAUAAGAAAACUGACAAGGAAGACGUAGUGGACGCUAUGGACGGCCUAUCCGACUCCGACUUGGAAACACUCCUGAAGAAUUUCAAUGAGCUAUCAGCAGAGGAGCAACACAGUUUAAUAGCCUAUUUAAAGAAACUCGAAGCUCGCGAGCCUCAACGUGUAGAGAGAUUACGGCAGUAUGUUAGUGCUGAUGCCCCGGAGCCGCGCGAGGCAGGCGAGGCUAGUGAGGCACACGAGGCAAUAGAGGAACCAAAUGAGCCGCUAAAGGAUGAUAUCAGGACUGUCAGUAUAGAGAGUGAUGAUGAUGAUUACGCUGUGGAGGAGGUAUUUAAAUCUGCAACAGAAAAGGUAAAAGAGAAUCAAAUACGACAGGAGAUGGAAAUUGUAAAGAAAUCAAUAGAAGAGGCGAAAUCGAGUCCACCCGCGAUCGAGCCGAGCAGCGCUGCGGCGGUGUUCGAAUUCGCUAAGAACAUUUCCUCUGCUUCAGAUCUCUUGGCACUAGUUCAAGCUUCGAUACAAUCCACUCAGGCUGCACAGGCCAGCACGGCGCCUAUCGCGCAAACGAUAGACCCAACGCCCAUCACUUCCAUACAACCGAGAUCCUUCGGUGACCCCCAGGAUGGACCCCUCAUAGAAAGAAAGCCUCAUAUGGAUAAUCUCAAUACUCAAAAUCGAAUUCCAACCCUAGGAAAUCAAAAUUUCGAUAACUCCAAUAAUUCUUCGUGGCAACCGAAUAAUAAUAGCUUUUUUGACGUGAACGUGAAUCAACCUCAGAGAGACUUUAAUUCUUAUCAAAAUAUGCAAUCGGGGCCGCCGCAAGGCAGUAAUUUUACCAUACCACAAAAUAAUUCCCAGCCACAAAAUAAUUUUAAUCAAGGUCCGCAUCGAGAUAAUAUGCAAUAUCAACAACAAAUGCCUCAGAACAAUUUUAAUGCUCCUGGCAAUUUUAAUAAUUCAUAUCAAGGGCCGCCACCCGGAAAUCAAUUUAAUCAAGCUUCUAGAGGGAAUUUCAUGAAUGGAAGACAGCUAGAUAAUCAAAAUAUCAGACAUAAUAAUCCUAAUCAACAGCAGUUCGGAAAUCGGCAAGCGUUUGGAAACUUCGAGCAGAAUAAUUACAGAGGUCGAGGGAGAGGUUACGGGGGACCCCAAAGAGGUCGGGGAAGGGGUUAUUAUUAGUAUUAUUAAGACCUAGGAUUAAGUAUAUUUUAAAACUUGUCUCAAAAACCAUUUUGGUUUAUGAAUUAUGAUUGUUUUAAAUAAAGGUAUUAAAUUAAA